Lachancea lanzarotensis is the source of this 2367-nucleotide messenger RNA. RefSeq names its product LALA0S01e04368g1_1. Bases 1 to 2367 code for a protein of 788 amino acids. Gene Ontology annotation, molecular function: carboxypeptidase activity. NCBI's taxonomy places the organism in Eukaryota, Fungi, Ascomycota, Saccharomycetes, Saccharomycetales, Saccharomycetaceae. The record is from RefSeq and is a predicted model, not a curated record. The transcript has a single exon.
AUGCCGCGUUCGUCUCACAAAUACACUGCAGUUGAUCGGGAUGAUCAAGAGCUUUCGAACGAGGGUAAUAUCACCGCAAAUAGCCCCGAGGAAGAUCUGGAAUUACCCACAAACCCACCCGAAUAUGACAACGACAGAGCAGCAGAGUUCGAGAGGAGUAUGGAGCAUUUCGAAAUUAUAGACCCAUUUUUGGCGGAGAACAGCGUUGAAUCCAGUAAGGUAGAGCGUCUGAAGCUCAAAUUCCAACGUUAUAUUGUGGUGCCUGUUCGGGAACGAAUUACAGACCCAUUGGCCGUGGUAAUGGCCAUUAUAUCCCGCAAGUUCGAUUACUACUUGAGUAAGCUAGGGAACCCGCUCAUCUUAAGACGCUUUGUUUAUGUCCUGUUCGUUUCGUGCUUCAUUUAUUAUAUUACAUCCAGCGGACUUUUACCCAAUGGCACUGCAACUGGAUCUCGAGGAAUGUUCUCGGAUCAUCAACAACUAAUGACAUAUGCAAAACGGGCUUUAGACAUGUCCAAAAUGGAAAACGACCUAGAAUUCAUUAGCAGCAUGUCUCAUAUGGCAGGUACAAAGGGUGAUAUGGCCAUCGCACAGUACAUCGAGGAAGCGUUCAACAACAACGGACUACGGAUUGUUGGUGAUGCAGCCUUCGAUACGUAUCUGAACUACCCAGGGAAUGCUACAAUCAAUGUACAAUCUUCGUCAGGAAAGGUUUUGGAAUUGAAUCUCACUGGUCAGAACUUCAAUCCAUUGAGUGUGGAAGGAGAAGCCCUCAAUGCUAAACUCGCAUAUGCCCAUUUAGGGACCCAGCAGGAUUUCGACCUUUUAAACCAAAAUGGUUUCGCAGGCGAAAACACGGUUUUACUAAUGCGUUAUGACCUGUAUCCUGGCGAACAGGUCAAGAGGGCACAGGACCGUGGUUACAAAGGUGUAAUAUUCGUAUCUGAUGGAUAUGGCGAAGAGCAAAUAGACAGCGUGCAGCAGGCUUCUGUUCAGAACUUCCGUACUAGCAUGGGAGAUCCUCUUUCGCCAGGCUGGAGUUCUGCUUCGAAUAGGCGACUGCCGUUAGCAGAUUCUAGUAUAGUGCCCAAGAUACCCACUAUUCCAAUUUCGAGAAGACAAGGCGAGGACCUUCAAAAGCUGCUCGCCGAAAGUCAAGGUUUACAAUUCGAUGACGGCUGGUAUAGUGGUGCAGCAGAUGGAGUGACGGUAAACUUUAUGUUGAAACCGAUCGAAAGACAAGAGCAUACCUCCUGGAGUAUUAUUGGGAAAGUUGAAGGCCGAGAACAAGAUGACAAAGCCAUUAUCCUAAGUGCUGCACGGGACUCUGCUUGUACUGGAUGCACAUACCCAAACUAUGGAACUGCAACACUGUUAUCUUUGGUGCAAUUGUUCCAGCAGGCUAAGUACAAGUUCGGUUGGAAGCCUUUGAGGAACAUAUACUUCAUUUCCUUCGACGGAUCCGAGUACGGACAUGCUGGUGCUACCGAAUUCUUGGAAUCGGAUGCCUCGAAAAUAGGAGAAGAGGUUUAUGCUGUAAUCGAUAUAAGUCAACUCGGAAUUGACCCCAGUGGUCCAAAGCUAGACAUUCAAACACAUCCUCUACUUUUUGAGUUCUUCAAUGGUGACAAUUCAAUGAUGGAAUUUGAAAAAAAUGUUAGACAAGUCCAACAGUAUGGCGACUGGAGCGCCUACUCGACGAACGGUAUCCCUGUGGCAAUUCUUUCCGCUCCUCAUAUCUUAGAGCGAAAGUAUCCAAUCUACACUUGCGACGAUACUUUCGAGCUGUUUUCCAAAAAAAUGGACAGCGAAUCUUGGGAGCGCUCUUCGGACUUGACGCUAUAUGUCUUGCAAACUUGUCUCAAGUUGAUAGACUCGCCCAUGAUACCAUUCGAUGUUGAGAAGUAUGCAACGUCACUGAUAGCUUUGCUGGACGACUUGAAGGAAAAGUCUGGUGAAAUGGGGUUGAGUUUCCGGUAUUUGGCUGCAGAACUGGGCGCGUGGAAGCGGAUUGGAGAGCGCGUGAACUCUUGGGUUCGUACAUGGGAAAACAUGGUGCUGAUUGAAAACGAGGGAUUGGAACCUUCGUUACUGUCAGUAAGCCGGUGGGCAUUCAACAGGAGACUUACAAGCAUUGAGAAAUACCACUGUGCUGCGCAGGGACUACCGAAUCGCAGUUUCUACAAGAAUGUACUUUUCGGGCCAACUGCCAAGUACCAAGAUUCUCCGGGUUCUUGGAGCUUCCCUGGAAUAAGAGAUGCAAUAGUAGAUGGGGACAAGCCCCGUGCUCAAAACCAAAUCAUAAUUGCCGCAAACCUGCUUCAACAAUCUUCGGCACUUUUUCUUGACAAUUCUCAAGAAGUGUGA